ACUAAUUACGUCACUUAAUGGCGACCAAAAAUGCGGAAGUGGCGGUAAAACUUAAAUUACAAAGCCGCACACAGGUUAUCAUCGAUAAAACAAAAUGCUUAUACCAAAAACGAGAAUUUCCAAUUAUAUAAUUUAGUAUUUUCUUCAGUCAGAAUGACCCAGCUGAGCAAGAUAGCACGGUGGGAUAAACUGAAGAGUUGGAAAGUUUUGAACGAUGAGAUUGAGGACAAGUUGAAAUCGGCUGAAAAAUUUGAUCAUGGCAUGACACUAGACAUUGGUCCACAGCUUUUGUACACAUUGCGACACCCUAGUGCCCUUAGAUGUAUGGACCAUACUUCGUCGAAACUUGGAGAAAUAUUCACAUGUCACUAUAAUAAAGGGGCAGUUCAAGGUGUCCGUGUAUGGCUUGUGGAAUCAAGGGAUAAAGACGGUGCAUGUAAAAAUAAAGGGUUUGAGACAGACUGUGAAAUCACAUGCAUGACAUACGUCUCCAAACACAGGGCAUACCUUGUGUUCUGUUCCGACUUGACAUUGCGUGUUUUUACGGAUGCUCGCAGUAACUUCGUUGAGAUCGCCUGCAUUCAGUGCUUGUCAACAAUCCUGUGUUUGGUAUACAACAAAGAGGAUGAUGAGGUGUAUGCAGGAGGAAUUGGAUGUAUUGAGGAAUGGAAGGUUUUAGGGGCGGAGCAUGCAGCAUCAGUGGUACCAGGCAGAAAAUUCUUCACAGAUCUCUCUAGAAAUGAUUGGAUCAGAGAUAUAAAAAUUGUGAAAGAGAAUGACCACUUGAUAGCACAGCAUGGAAAUGGCCUUUGUGUUGUCCAUUUUAAGAGUAGAAAACAGAUGCAUAGAAUUCCUAACAAACAUGAUGGACCACUUACAUGCUGUUGUUACUACCCACAGAAUGAUUUUCUGAUUACUGGUGGAUCUGAUGGCAAGAUCAGGGUGUUUAAUGGUACAGUCUUCAAUCUACUACUAAUACAUGUUUUCAUUGGUCAUCAUGGACUAGUUUCAGAUCUGGAGCCACACCAGACAGAGGCUUUGCUUUUCUCCUCCUCUCAUGAUGGUACAGUUAGAAUAUGGAGACUAGACAGCAUGCAGCUUUUCAUGAGGCUCGACAUUGGAGAAAAGAUCUUUUGCAUGUCGUUGCUGAGUGAUACAGAAUUCUAUUUCCGCACUGAGAAAGAUGUCAUGAUUUACAACUGUAAUCAAUUUUACCAGUUCUUUGCUCCUGUGGAAUCGGAGACAAAGAGAUUGAUGUGUUGUCGAGGAAUAGACAGGCCUAACAGAAUACUUGCUUCAACCGAGGAUGGUAGUGUGCGGCUGUUCUCACCAAUUACAGGUCUGACCUUGACAGUCAUUUAUCCAAUGCCGUCCUUCCAGGUGUUAAUGUCAUUUGCCUAUGACAUACAUCAAGACAGAUUACAUACAGUUCUAACAGGUGGCAAAGUUAUUGUGUACAAUACUGCUACAAACCCAUGCAAAGCUGAAGAACUCUGGACCCCGAAAUCCGAAGAUGAACGUGUCAAUAUACUACUUCUAGUGUCAGUGGAAUUUCCAUGUGAGGAUGGAACUGAUGCUGAUAAUUUGGUUUUUGCUGGAUUGGAAAAUGGACAGAUAAUUUUGAGCGAUGCAAUAGUAUGCUCCUUAAACCGCCCAGUUCAGGCCCACGAGGGCGCUGUCAUCUGCCUUGAGAACUGCCUAUAUGCAUCAGGUGAUAGACCUGGCAGUGGGGAUACCAGUGCUAUGAUCUUAUCAGGAGGGACAGACAAAUUUGUGAAAGUUUGGAAGGUUCUAAUUGAUGCAAGUUGUAGACGACCUAUUGUACGUCUGUCACUUGUUUUUAAGGUACCCCUGCCAUCUAUACCUCAACACAUAUGUAUGUACUCGAUGAAUUUGUGGGUGUCCAUCCAAGCAGAAUCAAAAAAGGGCAAAAUAUGGAAACUGGUGUUGUAUAGGUUUGUACAAAUUGGCAGCAAGUUAACUGAGUUGGGCCAGAUGAAAAAUUUGCUGAAUAUGAAGUAUGUGUUGACUGCCCGGCAGAUGACUCAUCAAGAAGAUGAAGAUCAUGUCGCGGAGAUGACAUCCAUAGACCUGUGUCCAUUCUUGAACAUUGUGAUGACUUCUGGGAAAGAUGGCUUUGUCAAGAUUUGGAGUGGCCAGAAUGAGUUGAUACGUGAAAUGAAUUUUGCCACACCAAUAUAUGCUACAUGUUUUGCCAAUAAUCGUGGGGAUAUUCUGGUUGGAUAUGGUACACAUAUCUGCUCCAUCUCUGUUGCAAAUUAUCUUCCCUUGGAUUAUUUGAAAGAAGUUUCCAGUGUGACCAAGAGUUUUAUCGAGGAUGAUGUCCGAGAACUACCUGUGAAAUUUGACAACAAAAGUGAACCCUGGUUAGACAUAUGUAAACUUAAACAGUAUUCUGUUGACAUUGUUGAUCGUCGUCGACAACGCCUGGAAGAAGAAGUCAUUGCACAAUUGAAGAAGGUGACACAGAAAGCAUCUACAAAGUUUGUAAUAUUUGUUGAAGGAAAUACAACAAAGGUCAUUCGGAAGGAUUUUGCAGAUAAGCUACUGGUCUGGGCAAAAGGAAAACAAAAAUUAAAAUUUGGCGUCAAAACUGCAGAUAUUACUUCAUUGUUAGCAGAGGCACGCUCUGACACAGAUAGUAAAGCUGUCGACAGUUCAUCACAGAAAAGAAAAAAAUCUGAUGCUGCUGCUUCUAAACAAACCAAAGCUGAAUCUUCUGUGAAGGAGGAGGAAAAGGUUUUCUUUGAUUCCGAGGGACUGUUAGAGAUAUACCCCUCGGCAGUGGGGAAAGCCCUGCAGGAUCUCAAACACAAGAAGGUACUAGGACCUGAGGAGAUGAGGCUGCUCAAAGAACAGGAACUCCUGAAGAAGGACCCUAUAAUAGCCCCUGAUGGGUAUAUUCCAAACUCAGUGAUCAGGAAGAAGCUGAAGCCACCCAAGGUUGAUGUGAGAAGAGCCGAAAAACCUUUCAAGUUGAAGCCUGUACCGAAACCCAACCCCCAACACAUGCCAGCAUGGUGGGUAUCAGAGGAAGACAAAGAGGGAACAACUCAUCGUCUAGAAUACCGAGUCAUGAAGUGGGACGAUUCACCAUCGCCGACACCUAAAUCAGAAAUUUCCUCUGUAUCAUCUGUAUCUCUGAAAAGCUUGAUAGAAUCUCCAGUAAAAAAAUAUAUCGCCGAAGGCAGAAGUAAAACCAUCAGUCCGAAAUCGCCAAAAUCCAAGUCUGAGUCGAAAAGUCGAAACCGAUCUGUUUCUAAAAGCAGAAAUGAUACAACCCCAAUUGAAAAUGUGAAAAAGAUGAUUAAAGCAAAUGAUAAGAAUAAAAAAGCAGGAAAGUCGGGCUGGGACGACAGUUCACACUCUGGGAGACCUGAUACAGACAUGUUGAGUCGAUCGAAACUGACAUCUGGUUUGAGUGACAGGCAGAGAUCGUCAACAACUUUGUCCGAUUCUUUAAAGACCGGCAGUAAACCUGCAACAUACAAAUUGAUUUCUCCAUCCAUGUUGGUAUUGACUCCAAUUUCUAAAGGAGAAGUGAAAAGCAAAAGACUCGAGCUUUCCCGUAUAGACUUAGAAAUGAGAACGCCUGAUUCUAGACGUGGUCGGCGGUCUGGUGCCCAGAGUGAGGCCAGAGAAAAAAGCUUCAAACUUACAAACUAUGCGGUAGAUGAAGAUUCUUCUGCCAUUCAUGUCAAGGAAACCAAAUCCGGAAGGAGGCUGAAAUCGCACAUGAGUCAUGUGAUCAUAACACAGCUGUUGGAAGAAGAAUGGAUGCCAGAUAUGGAAGGAGACUAUGAGUUUGUUGACAUCAUUAAUAAGUUAGUAACCGUGUUAGACAGGCAGAGAAACCCUGUUAUCUAUGACAGUGCCUGUACUUACGUGUCCAGUCUAUUUAAUGAGCUGGGAUUUUCGGAAGACCAGUUAGACCAGAUCAUCAGUAAGCUUGGAGUUAACUUGGACAGUUUUAAUAAGGCGAUACAGAUGUAUUCAAUGAGGACAUUGCAGGACAUAGGGCAUGGGAGAAAUGAUGUUCUUUUACUUAUCUUGCCAAAACUCGUAGAUCUAGAUGAGUCUAUCAGGGGAGCAGCUGUGGAGGCAAUCAGGGUGCUCACUGCGGCCACUGACAAAGAGACGUUGCUCUCCUUUCUUGAGACAGUGGGCAUCACAUCUACUGAGUACAGGAGCAAACCUGAUGAGGAGUAUACACUAGCUUUGCUUGCUGAGAAGUUUGCAGAACAUUUAGAUCCUAUUUAUUUUGAAAGGAUCCUGAACUGGGUGGAGGGAACAACACCUGGAAUGUUUGAUAGGGAGGAGGAAGACAUGUGGCAGGACAGCUCGAUAUCUCGGAAGGAACAUUCUUUCUUGUCGGAGGGAAAAUCUGUGAUAGAUAUGUAUGACACAAGUGGUCGUAACACAAUGUACGCUGACAUUCCCACAACGCCUGGCUCAUACAGUGAUAAUGAUGAGCUGAUAUUUUCUCGUGGAGUAAGUAUGCAUGAUGCAAAAAGUGUUGGAAUAAAGUCGGAAAAAAGUCGCUUUAAUGCUCGUAUGGAUCUACUUGAUAGGGCAGGGGCGUCUGUUUACCCAGGUGAAAGGGUAGAACAGCCAACACCAUUGUCCGAUUUAAUGGGGGAUGAUGUUGGUAAUGAUGUUUUCUUAAUGGAUGACCAUCAGAGUCCAUUUAUGCAAGACCCAUUGUUGAACUUCGAUCAGGAACCGCUAAUGAGUUUAGACCAGGAACCACUUAUGAGUUUAGACCAGGAACCAGUUUUGAGUUUAGACCAGGAGCUGCUUUCGAGGGAGAAGAGCAAUGUAAGCGGAGGUACCGUCAAAGGUAGCCCAAUAUCUCUGGAGAAUUUACUUCUCAAAGAGCGUACACUGACGGAUUUGUCACAGGUUGGUCCGCUACCUAACUUCAUGCCGAGGGACAACACGGGCAGAAAUUUCGAUGAGAUUUCUACAGACAGCGCUUUUGAGAGCGCAAUAUCUGUGAGCGAGUAUGACACAUCACACUUCUCAGAAAAAUGGACGAUGUCACAUGCAGACCAGCAGAGUUCUAAACAUAGUCAAAUUUCCGACGAAAAUAACAUGUUUGACGUGGAACAAGUCUCGAUCUUGGAAUAUGAAGGUAAGAAGGAUGGUCCUCUUACUCCAAGGUCAAGGGGCACAGCCUCGACAUUCAGGAAGAGGAUGAAGGAGACAGAUGGAUUCUCCACAAUAUCAGACCGCAGCUCUUCCAGUAGAAAAUCAAGGAGAAGUGGAAGACAGGACACUCAGUCUGAGGUACAAAGUAGGGCAAGCACGGACCAUGGUGUGCCGCUACCUUACACACUGCCAGGUCAAGUCAGAGACGCGGUGCUCUCCGGAACAUCAAGUGGCAAAUCACAGCUCAAAAUCAGCAAGAAACUAUCUCCAAAAGAUGAUCUGCAAGAGGCAGCAGAAAGUGAUGCAGAAUCUUAUCAGACCUCUGUCACUGCAAGUACGGAGGAUCCUAUAAAACCUGCUGAAAGUCCACAAACUAUUAAAAAAGAACCGAAAAUAGAAGCUGUUGAGAAGGCUAAAACAGUUGGCACAGAGCCAACAACCGUUUCGAUAGACACCAACACUGGUUCUAUAGAAACCCAACCAGUCUCUAAAGGAACUCCGGUCAAUUCACCUGAAACCCCUUUUGCUACAAACGAAAUGGUUUGGUCUACACAGGAAGUGCUUGUAACCAAUGACAACCAGCAGUUGGAACCAAUCACAGAGGAUAUAGAAAAUGCCUCCUUUUUAAAGACCCCAAGAGCUGCCGAAUCUGCCAUUCCUAUGGAGAGCACUGCUAUAGACGAUUCUGUGGCAGGAGAAAAUAAUGAUACUGAAAAAUUACAGAGGUUUACACCACGGGAUCCAAACUUGUUCAAGUACUAUGAGAACAUGCAAGAUGCACAAUCUGAUAAACAAGUGCCUAAAGAGGUAGAACCAGAAUUGGAACCCACUGGAGGGAAAAUACAGGAUAAAGAUUCAGGCUUUAAAACUAUCUCGGAUAUCACUAGUAGUCAGAUUACUGACAGACUGAGUGGCUACGAUUCUGGAAUUUCCAAAGAUAUGUCAGAAUUUAGUCAUGGGAGGACACUAGGCAGGGGUUUCGCACAUGCCCCUCUUUCACCUGUCAAGUCAGAAUCUACAAGUCCAACUCCACAUCUUAGGUUACAGAGUCCUAAAGAUUGGCGUAAAUUUUUCGACAUGAUACCUAAUGCUCAAGAAAGAAGGCAGAUGGAACAAAUACGAAGAGAAAUGGAACAGGGUAAACUGAAGCACCCGACACUACCCCCGAUAUCGUACUUUGCAGAGGACCUGCCGAUGUUGCCUGGAGAAGCUGGUACCAGACUGUUACGGACUGUCAGGGUUGGUGAAAAGGUGCAAGUUUCUGGUGAUGGUCGGCACAGAAUAGAGCCAGUUCCUGGAAAACUUGCAGUUCACACACAAAAUGAAGAUGCUGGCUUGAGUAAUUUUGGAAUCCUACAAAUGCAAUGGACCACUGGUGUACCGACGGUAAAAGAUCGGAUACAUCCUCCACAACGAAUACCUCAGCAUCGGAGUCACAAGAUGAUCAGGCCUGACAUGUCACAAGAACUAUACUCUGCAAAUGGUCUAAACAGAAUGAGGCAUGGAAUUUCUGAAGAGGAGUUGCACUUGCCAUUUUUAGAAUCGGCCUCACCUCAGUUGACCAAUCAACACACACCAAACCAUUAUGAAUGGGAAUUCCCACUUCCGCCACCUCCAGCAAAGGAAUCACGUACUGAAGUUCCUCAGAUCAGGAAAGACCAUGACAGCUAUUGUAAAUACUACCAUCUGGUGAAGAAGAAACUUCAUCUUUAUACAUCGCCAUUAGGGUUUAUUCCUGCACUGAUUGAUGCAGAGAAAGCUAGACCAAAACCAAAGCAACAAAAAGAGAAGACGCAGCACCUCCCAGAGCUGUUUGUGAAGCGCAUACGUGACAAGGACCAGCAUCCCACUUCUGGAGAGAAAAUCACGAAAAAGAGGUCACUCACAAAAUCUGACAUCAUAUCGUCUGUGAUGUUUCCACCUAUCAAACUUGGACAACUUGUAAACAUCGGCUAAAUUUAUAUAUUUUUAUUUUGUAACUGUGAUAUUAAAUUUGAAAUUAACGUUUUAGAACAAAUUGUUUUCUUGUAUUACCAGUAACUUCAGAUUUGUGUUUAACUGCUUAGAUACAAAGUCAAAAAACUGUUAUUCUAUUCCUUGUUGGGGUUGUUUUGUUUUUUUGCCAAACGUUUUUCACCACAUGUAUAAUAAGAUUGCAUCUGUUGUUAAGAACGCAGCGUCAACGGAAAUUCGUCAGUGGGUUUAGUCUUGACCAGUAAUAAUCAACGAAAAUAAGAUUGCAAACAUUAAUUGUUCUUUAAAAUUGUGUAAAGUGAUAAGUAAUGUCCAGUCAUGCAGUUAUGUGGUCAAGUUGCUAAAGUGAAAUACUUAUAACAAUAUUGUGUGUACCUGUAUUCAACGUUUAAUAGAAAGUGAUUCUUUUAAUUUCUGAUACAUGUUUUGUGUCAUUUAAAGAAAAUUGUUAUAAGCAAAGAGCUAUAAAAAUAAAAAGAUCGGCAACCUGAAAGGCAUAUAGAGCAACUCUCACCAACAUCACAUGGGAACUGAAUGAGAUCUCGUUUUACCGGUGUAUGAAACAGACUGCAGAAGGAUGUUAUUAGUAUUUUCUACACGGGAAGGAAUGCAUUUUUUAUUAGAAGUCUGAGAAAUCAACAGUAAGGCACAUCUUUAUAAAAGGAACAUUGAUUUAUGUCUUAAUGGUUGUAAAGUCUCUGAAAAAUCUAGAUUAUUUAAAGUUGCACAAAUUUCUAAGAAAAAUAAUAAAUAAAAACCACUAUUUUUAUCUGAGGCUCCUUAUUCAGACCAAUAAGUUUCAGUUUCAGAAGCUUCUGUGUUACAGGGAAUUACAUAAUUUCCAGUUUUCAAGGCUCAGAGAGAAAUGAUAGACCAUCCUUUUUGUACACGACAAGCCACUUGAAUAAAAUUAUAGUGGUAUUAAACAUGUUUAUUUAAAAUAAGUCAGAAUUAUGUAGCAGUUAUUCUGUUGUCACUGUGAUAGACCUCACCUUAAACUUUUGGCACAAAAAAGUGCGUUAAUUCCAGAUGUUUUGUUUGUGUUAAAAAUAAAGAGAAUGUACUAGAACUGUGAUGAAAAUACAUGAAAAUUAUAAAAAAGACUGUGAUAAAAUUUAAUCUAUUCCGUUGUUUAAUGUGUCAAAAUAAAAGACAUGUUGUCAAUACA
Molecule: messenger RNA, 8314 nt
Organism: Mercenaria mercenaria
Lineage: Eukaryota; Metazoa; Mollusca; Bivalvia; Venerida; Veneridae
Exons: 53
Coding region: 154-7128 (2324 amino acids)
Molecular function (GO): protein binding
Source: RefSeq, a predicted model, not a curated record